This is a messenger RNA of Aspergillus pseudonomiae, 1146 nucleotides long. RefSeq lists its product as uncharacterized. The coding region runs from base 131 to 880 and encodes 249 amino acids. The record is from RefSeq and is a predicted model, not a curated record. NCBI's taxonomy places the organism in Eukaryota, Fungi, Ascomycota, Eurotiomycetes, Eurotiales, Aspergillaceae. The transcript has 2 exons.
CCCCCAUCCAAACCCUCAUCUACGAAUCAUAUCACCGAUCUCACCUCGAAUCUCGACUUUUACCCCAGAUCUCGACAACAACAAUUCAAUUUCAAUCACAACGAAAAGCCGCCAUAUAACAGCAAACACAAUGGAACCCUCCACAAACCAGUCAACGUCAAUCGAGUCCUCAAACCCCCCAAGCGUCGAACAUGCCUACAAACGCAAAUGCGUCGCUCUAAAGAAGCGCUUAAAUGAGAUCGAGAAAGAAAACGAUCUCAUGCGCGUCCGUAACCGCCGCGGCUGGCAAUACAUCCACAAGAUGCGUCUCGAGUCGUGCAUUCUGCUCGAGCGCCUAGCCAAGGUCACCGGCAUGGCAGAGGAGGCCCAGGCAGGCGUCAACCCGGAGCUACGGGCCCGCGCCGCGGCAAUGAUGUCCAAUGCGGCGGUUCUGGACCCCGGUGACAAGGAGGGUGGUGGUAGCGGUGGUGGUGCGUAUUUUGCGGAUGAUACGGAGGGGAGCUCGGAUGAACAGCCACCUACUCCCCAAGAACGGCCCCUCCGUGUGAAACGAUCGCGGAAAUCAAAUGUCGGCGACGGUGUGGAUGAUGAUGCUGCCCCGUCUGCUAACAAUGCGCCUGAGUCUUCGUCCGUUGCUGGGUCGGCCUCGCUUCCGCGGCUAGCGCCUGCCCCGUCGCAGGAGGACAUGACUUCUUCGUUCCGCAUCCAGGCGGGCAACGGCUCGGCACAAGAUAAAGAGAACAAUACCGGCUCUGGAAGUGACCGUGGCGGUAGCCAGAACCCGGAGUCCGGGUCAAGAGAACCUGGCCAAGGAGAGGUCUCUGUGGAGCCGACGACGCCUAUGGACAUGGAUACUAAGGAGUCGAAGGAGGACAGUUAGUUGCGGGAUUCUCUUUGGGCUCAGUGGAUGAUAGGUUGGGGUGUUGUAUCUUUAUUAUCUUAUAUUCUUAGUUGUGUGUCAUUUUUCCAUCUUCUUUUCCUAUAUCUACCGGGGGGGGGGGGUUCUCGGGGUUCUUGUUUGUUUUUGUUUACUAAAAUUAAGAUUAGGGAGUUUGAGUUUUUUUAAUAUCCCAUUUUUGUCUUUGGAUGAGGUGCGAAAUAUACAUUCUGUUCGUGGGAUGGGAAUGAUGGGUUGUCGGUUACGUG